Molecule: messenger RNA, 1574 nt
Organism: Propithecus coquereli (Coquerel's sifaka)
Lineage: Eukaryota; Metazoa; Chordata; Mammalia; Primates; Indriidae
Product: smad nuclear-interacting protein 1
Exons: 1
Coding region: 39-1235 (398 amino acids)
Biological process (GO): miRNA processing
Cellular component (GO): nucleus
Molecular function (GO): protein binding; mRNA binding
Source: RefSeq, a predicted model, not a curated record
CAACGGACCUCUUUUCUCUUGCUCUGAUACAUCGCAGAAUGGAGGCGGUGAAGAGUGAGCGGGAGAGAGGGAGCCGACGAAGGCACCGGGACGAGGACGUGGCGGCGGCGGCGGCGGCGGCGCUGGUGGUGAAGCAGGAGCGCCUCAGCCCGGAAGCCGCGCCUCCGGCCCACCGCCGUCCAGACUUCUCUGGCGGUAGCUCGUCCCCGCUGGCAGGCGAGCCGGGCCGCCCCGGCCACCGCGGAAACCGAGCCCGAGGAGUUAGCCGGUCCCCAGCCAAAAAGAAAAACAAGUCCUCAGGGAGAAGAAGCAAAUCUCCUCGGAGUAAGAGAAGCCGAAGUCCUCACCACUCAACAGUCAAAGUGAAGCAGGAACGUGAGGAUCAUCCCCGGAGAGGACGUGAGGAUCGGCAGUACCGGGAACCAUCAGAGCAGGAACACAGGAGAGCUAGGAACAGUGACCGGGACAGACACAGGGGCUAUUCCCACCAAAGAAGAAAAUCUAAUGAGAGGCCUGGCAGUGGGCAGGCUCUGGGACGGGAUCGAGACAUUCAGAAGCUACAGGCUCAAGAAGAAGAGCGGGAGUUUUAUAAUGCCAGACGCCGGGAGCAUCGCCAGAAGGACGAAGUUAGUGGCGGUGGUAAUGAGUCUCAGGAGUUGGUUCCUCGGCCCGGUGGCAACAACAAAGAAAAAGAGGUGCCCGCUAAAGAAAAACCAAGCUUUGAACUUUCUGGGGCACUUCUUGAGGACACCAACACCUUCCGAGGUGUAGUCAUUAAAUAUAGUGAGCCCCCAGAAGCACGUAUCCCCAAAAAGCGGUGGCGUCUCUACCCAUUUAAAAACGAUGAAGUGCUUCCAAUAAUGUACAUCCAUCGACAAAGUGCGUACCUCCUGGGUCGACACCGCCGCAUUGCAGACAUUCCAAUUGAUCAUCCGUCUUGUUCAAAGCAGCAUGCGGUCUUUCAAUAUCGGCUUGUGGAAUAUAAUCGUGCUGAUGGCACAGUUGGUCGAAAGGUGAAACCCUACAUCAUUGACCUUGGCUCAGGCAAUGGAACCUUCUUGAACAACAAACGUAUUGAGCCACAGAGAUACUAUGAACUUAAAGAAAAGGAUGUACUCAAAUUUGGGUUCAGUAGCAGAGAAUACGUCUUGCUCCAUGAGUCGUCAGACACUUCUGAAAUAGACAGGAAAGAAGAUGAGGAUGAUGAAGAGGAGGAGGAAGUGUCUGACAGCUAGCAAACUAAGAACCUAAAUUAUUGAGACACCUUUUCCUUCUUGGAAGGCUUUGACUCAGCACUGUGGGGCUCUCUGUAAUGCCUCUUAAUGCCUUAAGUCUUUCCUCUGUUGCUGAACAGCUUAUGUUACAAUUUAUGAACACUGACUUAUGUUUUGUUGAACUUUUUUCUGGGGCACAUCAGCCACAUGCCUGGGGACAUUUGUUUUCAGAACAGUCUCACCAAUUACAGCACAUCCGUGUUUUAAUAGAAGUGUUGUGGAUUUAGCUGGUGCUUUCAGAACUGCCUAGGAAACUGUAAACCCUUGGUUAAGAGGGAAUUAUGGCUUGUUCUCUUUGUA